UGUUUGGAAAUUUUAAGGAAGAAAUGGAAUUCAGCACCAAAGGAUGUGGUCAUCCUCCAUCAACUUCCGAGAGGCAAAUUCACUCCCAGCAUUUCGCCAUUCCCACUGAAACUGGAAACGUAUCUACGUAUGGCCGGCAUCCACUACGAGAAUGAUUUUACCGAGCCGAAAAGUAUGAAAAAUAAAACUCCUUGGAUAACACUGAACGGAGAAGAUUUUGGAGAUUCGCAAAUUUGUCUGGAAAUUUUAGCUGACAAGUUCCAAAAGGACUUUAGUGCCCAUUUAUCUCCUGAACAGAAAGCUACUGCCAGAGCUUUUCAAAUCAUGACAGAAGAACAUUUUUAUUGGACGGGAGUUUUAUGGCGAUGGGUCUACACGAAAGGGAAUACUCUUCGCCAGAUCCACGCCACGUUUGCCCCACGUUUCAGUUUGAAAAUACCGCUGGUAUGUAGACGAAUGAAAAGCCAGGCUAUCGGGCAAGGACUGGGCCGUCACACGGAACAGGAGGUGAUUGGAAUAGGAAUGGAAGACCUGCGAGCCAUGUCGCAUUUUUUAGGAAGUAAAUCGUAUUUCAUGGGGGAAGAACCUGUCGAGCUGGAUUGUGCAAUGUUUGGAAUGCUGGCGCAGGUGGUUUGGAACAUGCCGGGAUCUCCAUUCGAAAGUCUUUUGAACAGUGAACUGCGAAAUCUGAAACUGUUUUGCGAGAGGAUGAAGGAUCGAUUCUGGCCGGAUUGGGAUCAAUGCCUCUUGCCUGACCCGCUCUGAACAUCGACAUUCUGCAGGUCGUAUUUGAUGGACACCCGACCUUAGAAGAAGACGUGAGAGUUUUUCGCUCCGCUGCUUCUGAUUACCUCAACAGAUGGCGAACUACCUGUUGUCUCAAGUGUCAAAUUUGUUUUUGAAAACUCGAUUAUAUUAUUAUUAUUCACCCAAG
This is a messenger RNA of Daphnia carinata, 934 nucleotides long. RefSeq names its product failed axon connections homolog. NCBI's taxonomy places the organism in Eukaryota, Metazoa, Arthropoda, Branchiopoda, Diplostraca, Daphniidae. Gene Ontology annotation, cellular component: cytoplasm. The record is from RefSeq and is a predicted model, not a curated record. The annotation marks the transcript as partial. The transcript is spliced from 6 exons.